AUGCCGUUCGCGCAGGUUGUGCUGGGGCCUCCUGGCUCGGGCAAGACGACGUACUGCAAUGGCAUGCAGCAGUUCUUGCAAGCGAACAGGCGAGACGUGGCGGUCGUCAACAUGGAUCCGGCCAAUGAGCAGCUGCCAUACGUCGCCGACGUGGACGUGUCCGACUUGGUCUGCCUCGAGGCUGUUAUGGACGAGAUGGCCCUCGGUCCGAACGGCGGACUCGUGUACUGCAUGAACUAUAUUGACGUGAACUUUGACUGGCUGGACAAGAAACUCGCGGCGCUCGAGGACAAGUACGUGCUGUUCGACUUUCCAGGGCAAGUGGAGCUCUACACGCACGAGAAUAGUGUGCACAGCAUUUUGCAUAAGCUGCAAAAGAGCAGAUAUCGACUGGCGGUAGUGCACCUCGUGGAUGCCCAUCAUUGCACUGACAGCUCCAAGUUCGUGUCAGUGGUCAUGCUGAGCUUGUCUUCGAUGGUUCGGCUUGAACUGCCGCACAUCAACGUGCUCUCCAAGAUCGACCUCAUGCAGCAGUAUGGCAAAACAGCGUUCAACUUGGACUUUUACACGGACGUGCUCGACUUGCGGUACUUGCUCGAUCGUUUGGAUGAGCCGGACGACGCUGAAGAUGAGCAGCAGAUCUCGCUCGAGCCGCGGCAGUCAGCGAUCCCCACGUCGCGAUUCGCUGAGCGGUUUCGCCACAUGAACGAAGCUUUGAUCAAUGUGAUUGAAGACUUCAGUCUCGUGAGCUUCUUGCCCGUGCAGAUCGAAGACCCCGCGACACUGCAGAAACUCAUUGCGGCUGUCGACAAGGCCAAUGGUUUCGUGUUCACGGGUGUAGACUUCCAGACCGCUGUCGUCAAAGAUUACGCGUUUGGAGACCAGCGCGCACCUGAUGUCCAGGAGAAGUACAUUGACCAGUAG
This is a messenger RNA of Hyaloperonospora brassicae, 924 nucleotides long. The record is from the annotation of a GenBank genome assembly. Lineage: Eukaryota; Oomycota; Peronosporomycetes; Peronosporales; Peronosporaceae.